Molecule: messenger RNA, 3455 nt
Organism: Pseudo-nitzschia multistriata
Lineage: Eukaryota; Bacillariophyta; Bacillariophyceae; Bacillariales; Bacillariaceae
Source: the annotation of a GenBank genome assembly
UGCGUACAAAAUUCUUCAUGUGGCAUGGUUGCAUUCGAGAGUGUGGAACAAAAAGAACACACGCAGUUGGGACAACCUAGUGCAAUGUUCAUCAAAUCAGCAUAGCUCGAAACAAAACGAACAGUACACCACCGCACGCAGGCUCUUCAAAGGUUCGGGAAGAAUCACCUUUCUCAUUUGAUUUCAAAACGCAAUAAUCGGUUGCGUUCUAUUUCUCAUUACGGAACUUUACAGUUGGCACCUACCCGGUACCUACCGGUAGAAUACAUGAUACACAGCCUACGUUUCAACCCGAGACGGUUGUAAAACUCGACCUUUCACACCAUACGCAAGCAGAAGUGACGCUUCCUUGUUCUCAAAGUUAUACGCGAAGCUGGUCCGAGAAAAAUCGAUACAACCGAACUUCCCAUCAUUAAUUCAUUGAUCGCCCUCGAAAGGACGGAUUGACAGAACGCGAAAGAAAAACUCUGUUAUGGAGGCAGCGCCAAAGAACACACGGGUUUCCUUCGGGAGACCAUCCGAGCCAGCCACAAACUACACAGCAACAAACAUCAACGACCACCGAACCAGCACGGAUGCACCACACAAACAGCAGCAACGAAACGAAGCAAUAGAGGACGCAGCCGAAGGCGCUACAGGGCAACAAGAACAAACGAAUCAGACCAGGCAGUUGUCACAGGUAGAGCAAAAUCAGAGGAGCAUGGUACAACGGAGGAAAGCCUCCCAGUCGACACCGAAUCUACAGAAGAUGGAACUCAAUGAACGCAAUCGUGACCACCACCCGCCAAAACGCCACAGCGUUGCUACGUCUGCCAAUCUCGGAACCACUGCCACCACGAGGAGCACCAUGCGGCGGUGCACCUCKGUCAGCAACAUGAAGCGGUCCAGGAGCGAGCUGAUUCUGCUUUCACCGGAGUUCCGGACACGCCUCAUGAAYGAGCAAAAGGAGCGGGAUCCGCUCUUUUACUACCGCGUUCAGAAAACGAUCGGAAACGGGUCGAUGGGAUCGGUGGCCCUGGUGAAGAAACGCAGCCAGACCGUCGGCGGAUCGGCCAGGAAGGUCGUCCGGGAGGCUGUUCAGACUCACAAGCGGAAGCAGAAAUGCUUCCAACUACCGUUUGGGAUUGGGGGUUUGUUUCGGYUGUGCAUCGAGGACGAGCUGCGGGUUCAGGAGGACAAGGCACCUACGCACAGUAAAACGAGAAAGCAGAAUCGUCACCACCGCGUYGGGGGUACCAAGAAUGCCCUGCUAUCGGUCGAGACCUGGCUGGGAUCUUCGGAGGGAUCCUCGGACGUCUCCUCCUGCGACUCGACGUCRACGGCGGGAAACCCCGCAAAACAGGGGCGACGGAGGUCCAGCAUCUUGUUCCCUGCCGACGAUUCCACCACGGCGGCUUCCACCGCUUCGGUCCGGUCGGCCCUUGACGUCGAGUAUGCCAUGAAGUCCAUCCACCUCAGCCGCAUAACSGACGAUACCUUUGUGCAGGAACUCGAGAACGAGAUUGCGAUCCUGAAGAAACUCGAUCACCCCCACAUCGUGAGGCCACUCGAAACCUUCCACUACCGAAACCAGAUAUUUAUUGUCAUGGAACAUUGUAGCGGUGGGGAUUUGUAUUCUCGGGACCCCUACACGGAGGAGGAAGCAGCGAGGCACAUCUCCUCCAUCCUAAGCGCCGUAGGUUAUCUCCACGCGAACAACGUUGCCCACCGGGAUUUAAAGUACGAAAAUAUACUCUUUGUGAACGAUUCUCCCAAAGCCGAAAUCAAGCUCAUCGACUUCGGCCUGUCGAAGGUCUAUGGAGGGGGAGUGAACGGAAAGAGCCAGACGCUGACGGAGGGGGUCGGAACAAUAUACACCAUGGCACCGGAGGUUCUUAAGGGGAGCUACACUAAACAGGCCGACGUUUGGUCCGUUGGAGUCAUUGCGUACAUGCUGCUGUCCUCGCAGAUGCCCUUUUAUGGGAGGAAACGGCAGCACAUUGUCGAGCAGAUUCUGGCUGGAAAGUACGACUUCCGGGGCAGACGUUGGAGAAGGGUUAGCACCCCUGCCAAGGACUUUGUUCGGGAUCUUCUGGUUCUCGAUCCCGAUGAGCGGCUAGAYGCCGAGCGCGCCUCGAGCUGCGUCUGGCUCAACAARCGCUUCUCGGCCUCGGUCCGCGGUCCCCGCGAAUGCGAGAUUCUGCAGGCGCGCAACUCUAUGAUGCGCUAUGUUGGCUACACUAAGCUCAAGAAGAUGGCCCUUAUGGUUGUUGCCCACCGAUCGACGUGCGAGGAAAUCGGGAUCCUGCGCAAGGUGUUCCAGAAGUACGCGUCGAUUGACAAGGGUGGGUGCAUCUCGUACGAGGGAUUCAAUUCAGCGUGGAAGGAAUCGGGCCUACCGCCUGAGGACACCCGGGCUAUUUUUGAUUCGGUGGUGAGUAGUAGUGUUGGGCAUUGUACGAAAAGUAUUAGAUUUGUAUGAAUGUAUGUAUGCCCAAGAGAAACCGUGUGAUUGUUUCUUCUAUAUAAGCAUUUUAGUUCGGACACCGUGAAACUUACUAAAUUAUAAUGCUCUUCCUUUUGUUAUGCCUUCUUCAUUUUGACAACACAAACAGGAUUUGGAUGGAUCAGGUCUGAUUCAAUACACAGAAUUCCUUGCUGCCACAAUUGAAGCCCAGGGUGCCAUCAGCGAGGAACGGCUGGCGGAAGCCUUUGAUCGAUUCGAUUCUGAUGAUUCCGGCCACAUUUCGGUGGACAAUCUUGCCGAGCUGCUGGGCAAGGAUUUUUCACGACAGGAAAUUAUUGACAUCAUCGGCGACGCGGUCGAUCCAGAUAAUGGUGGCGACGGAACCAGCAACCAAAUGAUCUCCUAUUCAGCCUUUCUAUCCUUAUGGGAGAAGAACCAUGAAAAGGAGGUCCGCGCCAACAAGUUGCGCAUGCUGGGCAGUCAAGCCAAUCUGUGUCAGCUGGGUGACGAUGGCUUUGACGAUGUUGAAGACACAGACGUUGAUUCACCACACUACUCCAUGGAGAAUUGUGAGGAAGCRGCUAAGGCUCGGGCGACCUUUCUAAUGGACAAACACGGAACCCUCAGAAACAGCAAUGCACAGGAGCAGAAAAAACUGAUUGUCGUGGAGCAACCGAUCCUUGAAGAUGGUGCCGAUUUCGAUGAUUCAUUCACCGUGGACGGUGGCAUUCAGAUAUAGCGCACCARUGAGAAGGAACAUACCAUGGAACAGAAUACGAACAAUCAGUCUGAUGCACCCCUUUUGUCAGGUCACAGCAGCAGCAGCAACAACUACAACUACGCAACYCAUUUUUUCAUAAUGCACCAAUAAUGGAUCAGAACGAGCAAGCUAUAGUCAGCGCAAAAAUAAAUGACUGCCUCGAUCCAUGGAGAUAACAUAUGAAUCAUAAUUUUUUUCGAAGGAUGAACCCAUUAUGGAAACGAAUGUACCUAGGAAGCAUUGCUGUGU